AUUUUUAUUUACGUCAUAUUUGGAGGUCUUGUGACGGCGCAACAUUUAAACUUAAUAUAACGCUAAAUCUAAAAAGUGUAGAUAAAUUAAUAAAAAAAUGCAAAACUGUGUCUGGACCUCCUAAUUAUUCAACUUUUAUAUAAAGUAUUUAUAUCUCAUUGGAAUCGUUUGUAUCUUAAUAUUGUCAAUAAUCAACAAUGAGUCACAUAGAUUUGGACAAGCCUCGUUAUGAUCAGAGUACGUACAUGGGUAGGGCGAAACAUUUCCUUCUGCUAACAAAUCCCAUGAACGUUUUCGCAAGCAACAAAGAUCUUGAGGAUGCUAGGAAGAUUGUCACUGAGUUCAGGAAGAGUCGUAGGAUGCCAGCCGGCUACGACGAGGACAAAUUGUGGGCUACCAAGUAUUUGUAUGAUAGCGCCUUCCAUCCGGACACGGGGGAGAAGAUGAUCGCCAUCGGACGGAUGUCGGCUCAGGCUCCAAUGAACACAAUCAUCACAGGAUGCAUGAUAACCUUUUAUAAGACAACAGCGGCGACCGUCUUUUGGCAGUGGGUCAAUCAGACGUUUAAUGCCCUCGUAAACUAUACCAACAGAGGGGGCGACGCUCCCUUACCGACAUCCCAGUUAUUGGCGUCGUAUUGUGCCGCGUGUGGCGGGGCGUUGUCUACUGCACUUUUUCUCAACAGCAAGGUUAAGAACCUGCCACCGAUUUAUGCUUCCCUGGUACCUUUCGCCGCGGUUUGCGGCGCUAACUUCAUAAACAUACCUAUGAUGAGGAGCGGUGAACUGUUGAAUGGUACGCCGGUGUUCACGGCGGACGGUACUCGCAUCGGAAACUCUAAGAGGGCUGCCAAAUAUGGAAUCGGACUCGUCUGCAUCUCGAGGGUCUUGAUGGCUUUACCAGGAAUGACGUUGACUCCUAUCAUAACGAACAUAGCCACGCGGCGCGGCUUGUUCUGCCGGCGACCCAUGAUGGUGAUACCAUUCCAGCUGUUUCUGGUCGGUCUGUGCGUCACCUUCGCCACGCCGCUGUGCUGCGCCAUCUUCGAGCAGAAGGCGUCCAUAUCGGUGGACAACCUGGAUCCAGAGCUCAGGGAUAGUGUCAGGAAGAACUACCCAAAAAUAAAAGAAGUCUACUUUAAUAAGGGUCUAUGAAGCGGUUCAAUUGAUGGUUCGACAACAGAGAUACCUCCGCACUACCUGUAGAAUGUUCUUCUGUCAAUUCCUUUUAGAUGCAUUUUUGGCUUUUUACUAGAACAAACAUUCCCAUAUGUGAUUUUCUAUUUACUGAUCUGAUUAUUUGAAGCUUACAUAUUUGUUACAUUAACUUUGAUAUAUAUAUAUAUGUUGUUUUGAAUAUUUUGUUUGUUAUUAUACAUUGUUCGGAUAAGUUAUGGCUCAAAUUAUUUAAGAAAUGUGCUGGCAAUAUAAUUAUAAUAAAGUUUAUGUGAACUGGACAAUAAUAUGAUCAGUUAAUUUAUUUAUUUGGAUUGUAAACUAAAUAUUAUAAACGUUCGCAAUAAAAUAUGUUGUUAAAAAAAUUA
Molecule: messenger RNA, 1543 nt
Organism: Danaus plexippus (monarch butterfly)
Lineage: Eukaryota; Metazoa; Arthropoda; Insecta; Lepidoptera; Nymphalidae
Gene: Sfxn1-3
Product: sideroflexin-1-3
Exons: 9
Coding region: 198-1154 (318 amino acids)
Biological process (GO): monoatomic ion transport; serine import into mitochondrion
Cellular component (GO): mitochondrial inner membrane
Molecular function (GO): monoatomic ion transmembrane transporter activity
Source: RefSeq, a predicted model, not a curated record